AUGUCACUAACGAAACACCUCCUCACGAUAACCCCUCAGUCCCUCCAUCGCGCCACCACGCACUCCUUCCUCCAACACGCCGGCCAAGGCACGCUCUCGAAGAAACAUUUGACACGAUGGCUGACUCAGGACCGACUCUACGCGCAGUCAUAUAUCCGAUUCAUAGGACUUCUUCUCUCAAAGAUCGAUCUCUCCUCCUCCCCUUCAUCCUUCUCGACGACCUCGACGACCGACCGAGCAGUGGGUAUUCUCAGCGAUGCGUUGGUGAAUAUCCGUUGUGAAUUGGGAUUUUUCGCGGCCGUGGCGGAGGAAUAUGAUCUGAAAUUGGAUUCUCUUUCAGAGGACAAUGAGAAUAGGGAUGAGAAGGAGAAAGAUGUCUCUGUCGCGCAGCCAGGUACAGAUACAAAUCCAAAUCCAGCUUCACAUACACAGACUGACAAAAGUGGCAAAAACAAUGAUACAGACAAUACAGACAAUGAUCAAGGAUACAUCACCCAUGCAUACAUCAACCUCUUCAUGUCCGCCGGGAGUGCCGGGGUCUCCCUCCUCGAAGGUCUGGUCGUUCUCUGGGCUACUGAGAUGUGUUAUCUAAGAGCGUGGAGGUAUGCAGCAUCCUUUCUAACAGAAAAAGAAAGACAGAGAGAAGAAGAGGAUGCCGACGGCGGGGCGUUGCGGAACAGGUUCAUUCCCAACUGGACGAAUCCUGAGUUUGAACGAUUCGUGGAGGAGAUUGGUGACCUGGUGGAUGCCAUGGCAGACGAGCAAGGAGAAGAGAAUGGCGAGAUGCGCGCCCGGUGUGAACGCUGGUGGAAGCAGGUUCUGUGGCUGGAGGAGAGGUUCUGGCCGACCAUAUAA
Molecule: messenger RNA, 855 nt
Organism: Aspergillus tanneri
Lineage: Eukaryota; Fungi; Ascomycota; Eurotiomycetes; Eurotiales; Aspergillaceae
Product: putative transcription regulator PAB1642
Exons: 1
Coding region: 1-855 (284 amino acids)
Source: RefSeq, a predicted model, not a curated record